Tremella mesenterica DSM 1558 is the source of this 243-nucleotide messenger RNA. RefSeq lists its product as uncharacterized. The annotation marks the transcript as partial. NCBI's taxonomy places the organism in Eukaryota, Fungi, Basidiomycota, Tremellomycetes, Tremellales, Tremellaceae. The record is from RefSeq and is a predicted model, not a curated record. The transcript is spliced from 2 exons.
AUGUCUACUUCUAUCGAAGAUCCCACAGCAGGUCCAUCGACAUACAAAGAAAAAAUAUCAUUACAUAUCCCCCGUUCUUUGCUCAUCUUACCCCCAUGCUCGGCCAUGUUAGGAAUGUUGAUUGGUAUUUCAAGAGGAGGAUCGAAAGCUAGGUUGAGAUUUUUGGCUGAGAAUGCACAUAGGUUACCUACUACUAUACAAGGAUGGUACUUUUACACCAAAACCCGAAAUUAUCGUAUUCUC